AUGCUGUGCAUAUCGGGUGUUGUGGUGUCUUCAGUAUCCUCGAGUUCCCGAACCUGCAACGACAUCCUUGCUCUGAUGUCUGAUAUCAUGCAUGGCUUUGCCACUUGCAGGCCCUCUAAAUCUCCCGUGACAGAUCUCAUUCGAGCGGUAUGCCUUGAUGUCGAACCAGGUAAGCAAGGAAUAGGUCUUGAAACGCAACUCUUGACCUGCGAUGGCGGAUUUGACGUCUUCGACCGAUUCGUGCACGCCCUUUGUCGACGGUUCGGGCUCUCAAUGCGGAGGCUUCUUGAUUGUUUCGAUCAGCACCCCGAGAGUGUACACCGCUUGUACUCCGCAUUAGGAUUCGGCUCCAUAUUUCGAUGGCCACAGGAGCCGGUGAAUAGUGUGACCGUGGAAUCGUAUCUCACGUCCUUCCAGCGCCAUAAGCCUGAUAUAUACUAUGGGCGUUCGGACGAAGAACUUGACUCAAACUUCGAGAAUCUAAGUUUCUUCACUACCGAGGAGGGCUAUGCCGGAUGGGGCCCUCCCGCACUGUUGAAGGACGAUAAACUCUGUAUCUUCCCCGGCUGCAGGGUUCCCCUCCUUCUGAGAAAAGUCGAUGAUCACUUCAGCCUCGUCGGGCAGGCCUGGGUUCAUGGCAUCAUGUACGGACAAUAUUACAAGGAUCUGGACGAGAUCUCACACAGGAUCCAAGAGUUCAAUCUUUUGUUAGCUGCCGGCCACUCUAAUCGCCGCCAGAUGAGUUCAUUUGACUCAUUCGUUGAGCCAUGGAGACAGAAGCUCACCAGUCAAACGCGCGCCGGCGAAUUUCCUGAGUAUCACUCCCUCAGCCAGCUUGACUCGUUGAUUUCCAGCUCAAGCCCGCAGUCGUUCGAACUGGGUACUGGCGCCUCCAUCUACACCAACUCCUUGCUGCCAGCGAUCUUGACAGCGCAGCGAGAAGUCAUCCUAGUGACCUGCUUCUGGGCGCCAUCAAGCACUUUGACUGCAUUGAAGGAGACUGUGGAUCGACUCGCCCAGCAGCGAAAACAAGUCAUACUGGAAAAUGGACCUGAUGCACUUGAAGUGCUCCGGAUACGUAUUUGCUUCUCGUCCAGAUCACUAUUUCAGCAGCUGUUCCAUACGUCCUCGAAGGAUGGUUACGCAUAUCCUCCAUCUGCCUGGCCUACCAAGCUAGGGCUUCCUGACAAAGAAACACUGGAUGCCGGUGCUAUCGAUCUCGGAGUCAAGAGCCUCUUUUUCUUGCCGUUCAGUGUGAUGCACCCCAAGUUUCUGAUCAUUGAUCGAGAACGAGCUUGGUUACCGAGCUGCAAUGUCAGCUGGGAGGCUUGGUUAGAAGGUUGCGUCGAAAUACAAGGCAAUGCGGUUGACAACCUGUUGGCAUUCUACCAGCGAGUUUGGGAGCCAAGCCUGGACAUUUCCAGACUCAUCGGUGCAAGGCAAGAUAGAGUACCAUUGUCGGUUUCUGCGGUCGGUUUGAACUCUAUCCUGAGUCCAGCUCGCCGCUUCUCACGCAUGGCCAACGAGGAAACCCCUACGAUCUUACUACCUUCAUCGCACCACCGAAAUCCUUGGGCAUUUCACCCGAUGCUGCCAUGUACGCCUCUGAAUGUGGCCACGCUGCGGCUGUUGGAGUUGGCCGAGAAGUCUGUCUAUAUUCAGACUCCUAAUCUCACCACCAGUGCUGUACUUGAUGGCAUCAUUGAAGCCUUGGAGCGAGGUGUCGACGUCACUAUUGUGACAAGCAAGAACAUGAUGCUGCUGGAGCAGAUCGUGACUGCUCUGACGACGACAGCCCUCUGUCUCCGUUCGCUCAUCCGUUGGUAUACAAGGCUCGCGAAAUCUCGAAGUCAACAAAUGGCCACCCGACAGAGCAGAAGUGCGGCGAGUUCGGAGCCCGUCAUCGACUUGGAAGCCGCGUUUCCAAAGACAGGCGCUCUAAAGGUUUCAUACUUUCAACCAAACGCCGAAAACAAGAGCAGAGGAGUGCUCGAAGAGCCGGUUCACUCUCAUCUGAAAUUAACUAUCGUUGAUUCUCGGCUUACACUAUUGGGUUCUGGCAAUAUGGACCGCGCAAGUUUCUACACAAGCCAGGAGCUGGGCAUACUGUUCCACUCUAGCGAAUUUACCAGGACCGUGAGCGUUGCCGUUGCGGAUACUUUGGUAGGCAGGACUCGGGUACUUUUCGAUUCGCACAACGCUUAG
This is a messenger RNA of Neoarthrinium moseri, 2205 nucleotides long. RefSeq lists its product as uncharacterized. The coding region runs from base 1 to 2205 and encodes 734 amino acids. The transcript has 4 exons. The record is from RefSeq and is a predicted model, not a curated record. Gene Ontology annotation, molecular function: catalytic activity. Lineage: Eukaryota; Fungi; Ascomycota; Sordariomycetes; Amphisphaeriales; Apiosporaceae.